Messenger RNA from Cimex lectularius (bed bug), 1234 nucleotides. RefSeq lists its product as uncharacterized. The record is from RefSeq and is a predicted model, not a curated record. Lineage: Eukaryota; Metazoa; Arthropoda; Insecta; Hemiptera; Cimicidae. Bases 455 to 1042 code for a protein of 195 amino acids. The transcript has 3 exons.
AACAAGAAUCUGUUUUUAUCGCUUGUCGAUCUUUAAUAGACCGGCUAAAAAGAGGCAGUUUAUCGCCAAUUUUAAAGCAUUAGUCAUAAUUUCAAGCAGCUGUGAAAUAAUAAAUAGACUGAUCAAACUUUGAUAUUGUUGAUAAACUCUGAAAUCACCAGGAAUAGUAUUUAACAACAAAAAGGAGAGAAGAAAGAAAAACGCCGUCAAUGAUAAGAUUUCUUUUAGCAGUUUACAUCAGAUCGAAGAUGAUGCACAAACCCCCAGCCGAACUUGAACACGGCCAUAGUUGAUCGAUUCUGGGCAAAGAGAAUUGAAACGUCUUUUGGGAACUACAACUGAUCUUAAGGUAUUAUAAAUCUUCGCUUAAAAGCAUUCUUCAGCCUGAUAAACAAGCUCUCCUAGUUGAAAAAAUAUAAUAUACUUCCACUGAGCAAACCAAAGUCAGCGUCUUAUGGCCGAACACUACCGGAAAAAUGCCUCCACAAUUCCUUCCAAGAAUUAUAAAAUGGAUCUUCCUUAUGGAGGGCGUUAUCUAAGACCGAGAGGACUAAUCCCGUUGGAUUUACCGGACGACUCACGGGAUCCGAAGUUGUUCGUUGACGCCUACAUCGAGACGAACGGAAGUCUAUUUUCCCCUGACGACCUCCUGAAAAUGGAAUGGGACGUGGAACAAUACGUCGGCUUUCUCCUCCAAACCACGGACGCCGACGACGGCGAAACGGCCGAAGACGAUUCAGCGUUGGAGCAUCGGUCGGACGACGAGUGCGACCCAGCCAGCGAAGAUGGCUACCACGAGUUGAUGCAGAAGUUCAAAACGUGCCAAGAAAUCAGGUUCAGGAACGAACGCCUGCCCGACAUACAGACGGAGGUGAAAAGGGAAAGGCGAAGCCGCAGGGCGGCCAAAGUCUGCAGGCUCCCCGUACAAGAGUACAAAAGCGUCCUGGAGAAAUUCAACUUCAUGCUCUCCGACGAAGAAAUCGCUCACGAUCUGGCAAUCGUGAAAAACGCUCUCGAUGAGACUGAAGAAGAAGAUCAAUGAUGUAAAGUUUUUUAAUAUUGAAAAAACAUCCUCAUCAAUGAUUAUCUGGAGAUCACCACACAUCUUCAUCAAUGUUCGAGCAAACUGGCGUGGAUCGAAGAAUAGUUGACAUUAUCGACCAUUUUAAGAUUUCGCCAUUGUCUUUGUACAAUCUUUUAUAUUAUUAAAUUAUGAUAAUAUAUCAGGCAAACA